Molecule: messenger RNA, 398 nt
Organism: Tricharina praecox
Lineage: Eukaryota; Fungi; Ascomycota; Pezizomycetes; Pezizales; Pyronemataceae
Exons: 1
Coding region: 84-323 (79 amino acids)
Source: RefSeq, a predicted model, not a curated record
GGGCGGGUUGGAUUCUUGGAGGAUGCACGAGCGGGGACGGAGGGAGUGCAAAAAAAAAAGCAACCGGGGCGGGGUGGGGUUGCAUGCUUCAUGUAUUCUGUGUUGACGGGAGAUCUGGAUGUGUUUUCCUUUUGGUUUUGUUUGUUGGAUCGAUAUGUGAUACCUUGCGAGUGGGGGGGUGGUCUGUCUCUGUCUUUAUGUCUGUCUGUCGGUCAGUCUGUCUCUUACCUCUUACCUCUAUAUUUUAUGUCUAUUCUUUCUUCAACUCUUUCCUAGUGACUAUGAUUCAUGCCGAUGAUUCUGAAGAUGAUGGUGGAUGGUGAGGUUGCGGGGAUAUAUUACCCCUCCGCUCUUCACUCCCCUCCAGUUUAAUUGUUUGUUUCGUUUGUUUCGUUUGU